Messenger RNA from Polyodon spathula (Mississippi paddlefish), 854 nucleotides. Its product is annotated as ly6/PLAUR domain-containing protein 1-like. The record is from RefSeq and is a predicted model, not a curated record. Gene Ontology annotation, molecular function: acetylcholine receptor inhibitor activity. The transcript has 3 exons. Gene Ontology annotation, biological process: acetylcholine receptor signaling pathway. Bases 132 to 554 code for a protein of 140 amino acids. NCBI's taxonomy places the organism in Eukaryota, Metazoa, Chordata, Actinopteri, Acipenseriformes, Polyodontidae.
UCUCCCAGACCUGUGUUCUGUUCUGAGCUUGUGAAUAGAACGCGCGAUGAUGUGGAUCCUAUUGAAAGCCUUUCAUUCUUUUGUAAUACAUUAGUUCUGAUGAUUUUGCCACAAACUACACCCGGGAGAGGAUGAGGCGCUUCAUCAUUUACACAACUGUGUGUGGAUUUUUACUCAAUACAGGGCUUGCACUGCAAAUCCAGUGUUACCAGUGUGAAGAGUUUGAGAAGAAUGAGUGUUCCUCCCCGGAAAAUAUAGUGAACUGUACUGUCAAUGUCCAGGACAUGUGCCAAAAAGAGGUGGUCAUGAGGAGUGAUGGUGUACUCUAUCGCAAGUCCUGCGCCACCUCGGCAGCCUGCCUCAUCGCCUCCUCUGGAUACCAGUCUUUCUGCGCCCCUGGAAAAGUGGGCUCGGUCUGCAUUAGCUGCUGCAACACCCCCCUUUGCAACGGACCCAGGCAGAGGAGGAGGGGGAGCUCAGCUACAGCACCCACAGCCCGACUGCAUGCCACCGUCACCCUGCUGCCCUUGUUAAUUGUAGUCCUUCUGACAUAGAACUAGCUUUCUAUGAUAUACCAGCAAAGUGUAGAUCUUCUAAAGCGUUAUAGAAUCAUUGUCAGUGGUACCCCUUUUACAAUGCCUUAAACCAUUAAUCAUUAAACCUGAUCCUUAAAGAGAUUAAAAAAUGUGUCAAAUGUCGGGCAGGAAAAUCAAUCAUUACUAGAGGGGAAAAAAACAACAACCUUCACUUUAGUAAAAAAAAAAAAAAAAUUGCUAGAACUUUGUUAGCAAGAAAACUAAUGGAAAUGGGACCCAAUCAAGCAGAACUUCACAAUCAGGGGAAUGGAAUGAGAU